GGAAUUAAUUAAAAUUAAUUUCUUGUAGGUGUAGAAUGCCGGAUGGAUGAUAUCAAAUCGUGAUUGGAGAUUUAUGGUGUGGAUCAUAUAUGCCCCAACCAUGGAAAAUGUAAAGAAAGAUGGAGCCCGAGAUCAGAAGCAUGAUGAACUUGCUGAAUCACUAAAUGAUCUCUUCAGUAGUGUCGCCACCAUGAUCAAAUCGGAGCUUCAGGGGACUAAUAAUCAUCUAGAGCUGGUGGAGAAAAUGAAUGCAAAGGUUGCCGACGAGUAUAAAGGGUUUGGUGAUUUGGCUUCAGGGUUAAGGGUGUUUGUGGAGCAAUUGAAAUGCAAAAGUGGUAGCUUUAACGAGUAUGUUGAGCAGAUUGAUGCCAUAGAAAAUCAAGUGACUGAAUUUGAAGCCGUGGUCUCUAUGCUCGAUAAAUAUGUGGCUCUGUUGGAAUCAAAAGUCCAAUCUCAUUACCAAACCAAAAGUCCAUCGUCCUAAAUAUGGGUUUUAAAAUAAAGGAAUGCGACUGCGAUCUUAACUGCAACAAAUGGGCUUUUGUUCUAGCUAAAACCAGAACUUGAUCUCAAUUGAGGCUGCAAUUGACCAGGUUUUUUGAAAUAUCAAGAAUUGUGAUGCAACUGCAACUAUUAUUGCAAUCACUAAUAAAACCCUAAUAGAAUAUUUAAUACGAAUUGAUAUUUCCUACUAGAAAAUUAAUUCUGCAUUGUCAUUUAAAUCUGAAAAGUUCAAUUAUCCUCUUGCAUAUCUUCUGAAGUAACCAUGCAUUUCUGUGAACUCUAUUCACAUGGCAUAACAUGAUUGGUGGUCAAGAAAUUACAAUAUAGAUUAUCAUUCGAUUUGGUCCAUUUCCUGUCAUAUUAUUUUCUUUUACCCCCAAUCUUGCCCCUUAAUCAAUGUUUAAAAUAAAAAUGAAUCGGGUUAUAGGUUGGUUGAUUUUGAUUUAUGUUGUAUUGUAGUAUAGAGGUGAAUCAAUUAGACAUGGAGCAAUUACCUGAAAUAUGGAGCAAUUACACAAUCUUUAUUUACAGAGUAUGAGCAAUUACCUGAUUUAUGUUCUUUUGUCACUAUCACCUUCACGACAUUAUUACAUGGAUAGUGCACCACUAAUAUCAAUUAUUGCUUUGCAUCAAUUAUUGAAUGGAAUCUUUAUAUUGCUUGCCA
Molecule: messenger RNA, 1168 nt
Organism: Lathyrus oleraceus (garden pea)
Lineage: Eukaryota; Viridiplantae; Streptophyta; Magnoliopsida; Fabales; Fabaceae
Product: biogenesis of lysosome-related organelles complex 1 subunit 2
Exons: 3
Coding region: 47-484 (145 amino acids)
Source: RefSeq, a predicted model, not a curated record